Molecule: messenger RNA, 1536 nt
Organism: Paramecium tetraurelia
Lineage: Eukaryota; Ciliophora; Oligohymenophorea; Peniculida; Parameciidae
Exons: 1
Source: RefSeq, a predicted model, not a curated record
AUGUUAAAAAUGGUAAAUGCACAUAAUAAAAUACAAUUAUUAACUAGUAGUAAUAUGAUCAAUUCUUAGUCGAAAGAUGAAGAUUUAAUAAAAAAAAUUCUUAAUCACCUCAAUACAACAUGUUCUUACGGCUAAGUCUUUGAGCUUGAUACUUCUGAAGACAUUCAAUUGGAAUAACCAAAAUAUCGCAAAUAAUAAUUAAAAAAGCUAAUUGAAGCAGCAAGAAAAGCUUUUAAAAAAUUAUGUGAAGAUUAAUUGAAAUAAAUAAAGGGAGUAAUUGUUCCUAAUGCCUUUAAAUUGCAAAUGUCAUUUGAUGUUGUAAAGAAUCAAGCACUUAAAAUUCCUUUUAAAACUUUAUUUUAUGAUAAACUGAUAUUAAACCCUUUAUUUUGUGAUUUCUGGGUAAUUGUUGAGAAAAUUUCAAAAUCAGAAAAUGCCUUGGAUGAAAUAUAAAAAAUAGAUGCGGAUGAAUAUUAUGUUAUAUUAUUAUUCUGGAAACUCCGAUAGCUUUUGAUUAGAAAACAUCAGAAUAAUGCUAAGUUUGAAAUACUUCUAUAUCCACACUAGCUUAAUUUUGGAAUUUGUAAAAUAGAAAAUAAUAAAGAAACUAUCUACUUCCAUAAAAUAGAUCAUAAAAUACAAUUCUUAAUCAAAAAUAGCCUAUUUCAUAACACAAUUUCUACAGCUAUUUAAUAAAAAAAAUUAAAGCAAUUUUAAGUAGUUUUGUUUGAGAAAAACGAUGAAAUUCAGUUAGAAUUAUUUAAUGCUGAGAUUAAUAACUAACUCAAAACAAAAAGGACGAGUUUUGGUAAAAAAAUAAGUUCAUAAUUUACGAAAAAUAAUAUCUAAUACAAAAUAAAAUAUGAAAAAAGAAGAGGGUUAUUUGUGUAGAAUUCCAGAAAGCCAGGAGGAUUUUAUUAUGAAGGAUUUGUUGCAUUUGAAAAUACUAAUAAGUACCCGAAAUAUAGAUAUGAAUAUUUAUAUUUAUUUUAGGAAUUCCAUAUCAGAAAUCCAAUAAAUUAUUACUAAAGUGUUAUAUGUUUAAAUGAUGAUGAUUGGUAGGAUAAUUUAAAACAUUUUAUCAAAUUAGAAUUAAAUGAUGAUCCUAUAUGUGAAUGUGGAAGGUAAUUUGGUCCAUAUGAUUGUGAUACUUUUAUGAUCGAUAGUAAGAUAAAUUAAACAUUUAAGUACAUUAUUUAACAGUUAAUUGUGUCUAAAGAAUAUUUGCUUUACACUACAUUAAUCUCUUAACCAAUUUUUGUCGAGAUUGAGACACGUGAAUAUGACAACUAGUUUUUUGUAUUAUAUUACGACAAAGAAGAUAAGGAUUAUACUAUAAAGAAAAAAAAAAUUAUGGAGAUAUUGUUUCAAGGUAAGAUAUUAAAUUAUGAUUUGGAUUAAAUUAAAGAUAGGGAAGAAAGAUCUCUAUUUGAAGAAGAUUAUUAUUAUUAAGAUUAUAAUACUUAUAACAAUUACGAAUCAGCUGGAUUAAAUUAAGUAAUAAAUGAAUAGACAUGUAAAUUAAAACAAAAAUGA